Messenger RNA from Capronia coronata CBS 617.96, 1830 nucleotides. RefSeq lists its product as uncharacterized. The transcript is spliced from 2 exons. Gene Ontology annotation, molecular function: transmembrane transporter activity. The record is from RefSeq and is a predicted model, not a curated record. Lineage: Eukaryota; Fungi; Ascomycota; Eurotiomycetes; Chaetothyriales; Herpotrichiellaceae. Gene Ontology annotation, biological process: transmembrane transport. The coding region runs from base 1 to 1830 and encodes 609 amino acids.
AUGAGGCUCCGUUUUCCUCAGGCACUCAGCGUGGCGUUGGACCGCGGCAAGUCCAACGAUGUUGACACUCCAGGCUCGGCUGCUGGGGAUGGAGAUGCAGAUCUCACCACUCACAAGUUCACCGACAAGGAAGCUGCCGUUCCAGGGGAUUCUGAUAAUUCCAGCCAGGGAGAUGAUGUGAAUGAGAAGCCCAUUGACACUGAUGCUCAACGUGGUGUGCAAGCCGCCGAGGCCGUGACUGAGGUUUGGACCAAACGCGAUUUGAUCAUCGCUUAUGUCCUUAUCUGGAUCAUUGAAUUCAUGCUCGCCUUCUCCUCCGGUAUUGUCAGCACAUUGACUCCCUACGUCACGAGUUCGUUCGAAAUGCACUCCUUGACCGCCACUACCAGCAUCAUCUCGAGUUUGAUCGCCGGUAUUUUCAAGCUUCCUUUCGCCAAAAUCAUGGAUAUUUGGGGUCGGCCACAAGCGCUGAUCGUGAUGGUCGCCUCCAUCACCCUCGGUCUCAUCAUGAUGGCUGGCUGCAACAACGUCGAGACGUACUGCGCCGCCCAGGUCUUCUACAGCGUUGGAUACAAUGGGAUUGAUUUUGCCAUGACCAUCUUCAUUGCCGAUACCUCGAAACUGCGAAACCGGUCGUUCAUGAUCGCGCUGGCAUCAUCGCCCUGGCUAGCUGUGACGUGGGCGUAUGGUCCAGCAGCCAACAGCAUCCUGAAGACCAUUGGGUUCAGAUGGGGGUUUGGGAUCUGGUGCAUCAUCUUGCCAGUCAUCUGCACCCCUCUCUGCCUGCUCUUCAUGUACAACCAACGAAAGGCGGACAAGAUGGGUCUCAUUCCACCGCGUCCUAGCCGAGGAACACCGUUCCAAACCUUCAUCUACUACUGCCGCGAGUUCGACGUCAUUGGCCUUCUACUCAUCAGCGCUGGGCUGGCACUCUUCCUUCUCUCCUUCAGCAUCUACUCGUACCAGAAGGACGAGUGGCGCUCGCCCUUGAUUAUCUGCUUCAUCAUCUUCGGGGGACUGUUGAUUAUCGCCUUCGCCCUGUACGAGAAGUAUCUUGCGCCAGUGACUUUCAUCCCAUGGCCACUGCUGAAGAACCGCACCGUCAUCUUCACGUACACCAUGGCCUUCAGUCUCUACUGCGCCUGGUACAUCUGGGACAGUUACUUCUAUUCGCUGUGUAUCGUGGUGUUCAGACAGACGAUCACGCAGGCCACAUACAUCGGCAACAUCUACACGAUCGGAUCGACGUUCUGGGCCUUGGUCCUCGGUGUGGCCAUCCGCUUCAACGGACGUCUCAAGUGGUACGCUCUAUGCUUUGGGGUGCCUAUGACCAUCCUGGGCGUUGGCCUCAUGAUUCAUUUCCGCCAACCGGACAACAAGAUCUCGUAUAUCGUCAUGACACAGAUCUUCAUCGCCUUUGGCGGAGGUACCCUGGUCAUCUGCGAGCAGAUGACGGUCAUGGCCGUCUCGCGCCACCAGCACAUCCCUGCCGUGCUCGCCAUCGAGGCCAUGGUGUGCAACAUCGGCAGCUCGGUUGGGUCGACCAUCGCCGCCGCCAUGUGGACCGGUAUCUUCCCCAAGAAGCUGCAGGAGAACCUGCCGGCCAGCGCUCAAGCCAACUUCGCCAGCAUCUACGGCGACUUGACCGUCCAGUCCAGCUACCCGCCCGGCAGCCCGACCCGCAUCGCCAUCGAUAAAUCCUACGGCCAGACUCAAAAGCUGAUGCUGAUCACCGCCACCUGCCUCUACUCCAUCACCUUGGGUUCGACCAUGCUGUGGGAGGACGUCGAUGUCAAGAACAUGAAACAACGAACCAAGGGGUUGAUCUGA